Messenger RNA from Sorex araneus (European shrew), 5316 nucleotides. RefSeq names its product calcium voltage-gated channel auxiliary subunit alpha2delta 2 (gene CACNA2D2). NCBI's taxonomy places the organism in Eukaryota, Metazoa, Chordata, Mammalia, Eulipotyphla, Soricidae. Gene Ontology annotation, molecular function: voltage-gated calcium channel activity. Bases 12 to 3401 code for a protein of 1129 amino acids. The transcript has 39 exons. Gene Ontology annotation, cellular component: voltage-gated calcium channel complex. The record is from RefSeq and is a predicted model, not a curated record.
UGAAUGGAAACAUGGCGGUGCCGGCUCGGACCUGCGGCGCCCGCCGGCCGGCGGGGCCCCCGCGCCCGCUCUGGCUGCUGCUGCCCGCGCUGCUGCUGCCCGCGCCGCUCGCCGCCCCCGGCGCCGCUGCCUACAGCUUUCCCCAGCAGCACACGAUGCAGCACUGGGCCCGGCGCCUGGAGCAGGAGAUCGACGGCGUGAUGCGGAUCUUCGGGGGCGUCCAGCAGCUCCGUGAGAUCUAUAAGGAAAACCGGAAUCUGUUUGAGGUCCAGGAGAACGAGCCACAGAAGUUGGUGGAGAAGGUGGCCGGGGACAUCGAGAGCCUGCUGGACAGGAAGGUGCAGGCCCUGAAGAACUUGGCUGAUGCUGCAGAGAAUUUCCAGAAAUCCCACCGCUGGCAGGACAACAUCAAAGAGGAAGACAUCUUAUACUACGAUGCCAAGGCUGAUGCUGAGCUGGACGACCCUGAAACUGAGGAUAUGGAGAGGGGGUCCAAGGCCAGCACCCUAAGGCUGGACUUCAUUGAGGACUCAAACUUCAAGAACAAGGUCAACUAUUCCUACACAGCUGUGCAGAUCCCCACGGACAUCUACAAAGGCUCCACAGUCAUCCUCAAUGAGCUCAACUGGACGGAGGCCCUGGAGAACGUGUUCAUCGAGAACCGCAGGCAGGACCCCACACUGCUGUGGCAGGUCUUCGGCAGCGCCACGGGGGUCACGCGCUACUAUCCAGCUACUCCGUGGCGAGCCCCCAAGAAAAUAGACCUGUAUGAUGUCCGAAGGAGACCCUGGUACAUCCAGGGGGCCUCGUCGCCCAAGGACAUGGUCAUCAUUGUGGACGUCAGUGGCAGCGUGAGUGGCCUGACCCUGAAGCUGAUGAAGACGUCCGUCUGCGAGAUGCUGGACACACUCUCUGACGACGACUACGUGAAUGUGGCCUCGUUCAAUGAGAAGGCCCAACCCGUGUCAUGCUUCACCCACCUGGUACAAGCCAACGUGCGGAAUAAGAAGGUGUUCAAGGAAGCCGUGCAGGGCAUGGUGGCCAAGGGCACCACAGGCUACAAGGCCGGCUUUGAGUAUGCCUUCGACCAGCUGCAGAAUUCCAACAUCACCCGCGCCAACUGCAACAAGAUGAUCAUGAUGUUCACGGACGGCGGUGAGGACCGUGUGCAGGAUGUCUUUGAGAAAUACAAUUGGCCCAACCGGACGGUGCGUGUGUUCACCUUCUCUGUGGGGCAGCACAACUACGACGUGACACCGCUGCAGUGGAUGGCCUGCACAAACAAAGGUUACUAUUUUGAGAUUCCUUCCAUUGGUGCCAUCCGCAUCAACACUCAGGAAUAUCUAGACGUGCUGGGACGGCCCAUGGUGCUGGCAGGCAAGGAGGCCAAGCAGGUUCAAUGGACCAACGUGUAUGAGGAUGCGCUGGGGCUGGGGUUAGUGGUGACUGGGACCCUCCCUGUUUUCAACCUGACACAGGAUGGCCCAGGGGAAAAGAAGAACCAGCUGAUCCUGGGCGUGAUGGGCAUUGAUGUGGCUCUGAAUGACAUCAAGAGGCUGACGCCCAACUACACGCUUGGUGCCAACGGCUACGUGUUUGCCAUUGACCUGAACGGCUACGUGUUGCUGCACCCCAACCUUAAGCCCCAGACCACCAACUUCCGGGAGCCUGUGACUCUGGACUUCCUGGAUGCAGAGCUGGAGGAUGAGAACAAGGAGGAGAUCCGUCGGAGCAUGAUCGAUGGUAACAAGGGCCACAGGCAGAUCCGAGCUUUGGUCAAGUCCCUGGAUGAGCGGUACAUCGAUGAAGUGAUGCGGAACUACACUUGGGUACCUAUACGGAGCACCAACUACAGCCUCGGGCUAGUGCUCCCACCCUACAGCACCUUCUACCUCCAGGCCAAUCUCAGCGACCAGAUCCUGCAGGUCAAGUUGCCAAUCAGCAAACUGAAGGAUUUUGAGUUCCUGCUCCCCAGCAGCUUUGAGUCUGAAGGACAUGUUUUCAUUGCUCCCAGAGAGUACUGCAAGGACCUGAAUGCCUCAGACAACAACACCGAGUUCCUGAAAAACUUCAUUGAGCUCAUGGAGAAAGUGACUCCAGACUCAAAGCAAUGUAACAACUUCCUCCUGCACAAUCUGAUUCUGGACACAGGCAUCACGCAGCAGCUGGUGGAGCGAGUGUGGCGGGACCAGGAUCUGAACACGUACAGCCUCCUGGCGGUGUUUGCCUCCACGGAUGGUGGCAUCACACGUGUUUUCCCCAACAAGGCAGCUGAGGACUGGACAGAGAACCCUGAACCUUUCAAUGCCAGCUUCUACCGCCGCAGCCUGGAUAACCAGGGCUACAUCUUCAAGCCCCCACACCAGGAUGCCCUGCUAAGGCCUGUGGAGCUGGAGAAUGACACAGUGGGCAUCCUUGUCAGCACAGCUGUGGAGCUCAGCCUUGGCGGGCGCACACUGAGGCCAGCAGUGGUGGGUGUUAAGCUGGAUCUAGAAGCCUGGGCUGAGAAGUUCAAGGUGCUGGCCAGCAACCGAACCCAUCAGGACCAGCCUCAGAAGUGCGGCCCCAGCAGCCACUGUGAGAUGGACUGCGAGGUUAACAACGAGGACCUGCUGUGUGUGCUCAUUGAUGACGGGGGUUUCCUGGUGCUGUCAAACCAGAACCACCAGUGGGACCAGGUGGGCAGGUUCUUCAGUGAGGUGGAUGCCAACCUGAUGCUGGCCCUCUACAAUAAUUCUUUCUACGCCCGAAAGGAGUCCUAUGACUACCAGGCGGCCUGUGCCCCCCAACCUCCUGGCAAUCUGGGUGCUGCACCCCGCGGUGUCUUUGUGCCCACCAUUGCAGAUUUCCUUAACCUGGCCUGGUGGACCUCUGCUGCCGCCUGGUCCCUGUUCCAGCAGCUUCUCUAUGGUCUCAUCUACCACAGCUGGUUCCAGGCAGACCCCGCGGAGGCCGAGGGGAGCCCCGAGGGGCGAGAGAGCAGCUGUGUCAUGAAACAGACCCAGUACUACUUCGGAUCAGUGAACGUCUCCUACAAUGCUAUCAUCGAUUGCGGCAACUGUUCCAGGCUGUUCCAUGCUCAGAGGUUGACCAACACCAACCUGCUCUUCGUGGUGGCCGAGAAGCCGCUGUGCAGCCAGUGCGAGGCGGGCCGGCUGCUGCAGAAGGAGACACACUCGGACGGCCCGGAGCAGUGUGAGCUGGUGCAGAGACCGCGGUACCGGAGAGGCCCGCACAUCUGCUUCGACUACAACGCGACGGAAGAUACCUCAGACUGCGGCCGCGGAGCGUCCUUCCCGCCGUCGCUGGGCGUCCUGGUCUCCCUGCAGCUGCUGCUGCUCCUGGGCCUGCCUCCCCGGCCGCAGCCUCAAGUCCACGCCCACGCCUCGCGCCGCCGCUGAGCGCCCCCGCCCCGCCCCCGCCCACCCCCACCCCGCAGGCCUCCCCGCCUCUUCCCAGCUCCCCUGCCCCCCUCACUCUCUGCUGCCACCCGCCGCCUAGAGCCUCGCCCCUCCCUUAGCAAGGAUCUGAGCCCACCAGACCCCACCCCAGAUCUGCAGGAGUUGGGGGGUCCAAAGGAGGGCCUGCAGGUCUUAGGCUUCCCAAGCCACCUGUCACCACAGAACUGACAAAAUGCCCCAGAACCCCCCUUUCCCUUUGGACUCAUCCCCCACAGCUGGGACAGGAAGGCGCAGUGGUUGCCAAACCAGGCCUCACUGCCUGCCCGGCCUGAGGUCCCCUUUGUGGGGAGACUUAGGCCCAGCUGGACUCCAACGUCACCCUUCUAGCCCACCCAAUCCAAAUCCCGAUGCUCUGAGGAGUCUUGGAGGAAUUUGAGGUGGGCAGUUCGGGUCCCUGAGAUCCCAGGUUAAGUCAGGGCAUGAGAGAGGUCCUGGGGUAGCCUCUUAGUGGGGGACUCCUGGUCCUCUCAGGCGACAGGCCACAUCCCAGCACCACAGGUGUCAGGACAGUGACAGGAACAUUGACUCAGAUACCGCCACCCACACCCGGAGCCCUGAGGACAGGAAGUGACUUCCGGUCAGAAAAGCCCAGGAGGGCACACGGUGGGGUGGGAUAGGGGCUCACAAAGCCUUACGCAGGGCAAAAGGUUGGCGGGAGGGUUGGCAUGUGCACACUCCAUCUCCUGCUCACUGCCCACCGCGAAUCUGACCUGCAGCCUGCUGGUCCUCUGCCUCUAAAGCUGAAUGUCAAACAGUGCCAAAUGCUGGGGCAGGGGGUGAAGAGCCCUCUGUGCCUCCCUAGCCGCCAGUGUCCCCCAAAGGCCCCCUCACCCCGCAGGUGCUCAUUGUAACCAUUUCUCACUAGUGUCAGGCCCCCGGUGGGACUGCGUGCCCCUGCCCACACCCUUUGGCAGAGGAUCCCUCACCAGAUGUUGCCCUUUGCCUUAGCAGGGGUGUCUUGAUCUCUCCUAGCUGGACCGUCCCACCCUAAUCUGGCCCUUAUACACUCUGGCCUGUGCUCACCCCCAUCUCCCAUUCAUGCACUUCCUGCCUCGAGGAAGUCAAACGGCUCUUCCCUGCUGAACACACUUGCGCGCGCACACACACGCACACACACAUACACACACACAUAUACACACACGGACACACUCUGUGCACAGAGAGGCUGGGCCCAGGCACAUCCUUUCACACCAUUCAUUCGGGUCAUUUCCCCCAAAGGCACCCCAGCCUGGGGCCAGCGGGGGACUGAGGACAGGGGGAUGUGGCCAGGGGGCUCAGAUGGACUGGGAGGAGGGGGGAGGGUGAUGCAUUAAUUAAUGGCUCCGUUAAUUAAUGUCAUGUUGCUUGUUGCUUUCUCAGUGUGUGUAUGGUCCGUGCCCGCUGCUGGUGCCGGGGUGGCCGCCCGUGCUGCACACCCAGCCUAGAUGCCAGCUGUGUCUUGCGGGGGCGUGUGUGUAACUGUAGUGUAGUCAGGUGCUCAAUGGAGAAUAUAAAAAUAAAAAAGAAACAUAUACAGAAUAACAUAUAUUUUAAGUUUUAAAAAAUCCAAAAAAAAAAACCCGGCAAAACAAUCCCUAUCAGGUAGUUGUCCAACAAGCCCCAGCUGGGUCUGAUUCUGCUUCUCACCCACCCGACCUGGCUGCCCCUCACCUCGGGCUUGGGGGGGAUCUGUGAGGGACUGGGGGGCCAUUUCCUUUUCUCUGCCCUUUUUUUGGUUGUUGUUCUAUUUUGUACAGACAAGUCGGAAAAACAACAGCAACAAAAAAGUCAAGAAACUUUGUAAAUUAUCGUGUGUGUGAUUCCUUGUAAAAUAUUUUCAAAUGGUUUAUUACAGAAGAUCAGUUAUUAAAUAAUG